ACCGUGGGCAAAUGGGUUUGAGGUGCUGGAUUGGAAGUGAACCAUGCAAUUACAUAAACAUCGGAGCGGCCAGUCCGCCAGUGAGUGGAAAGACAUGGAUGUUAGAGGAUUAUCCAAACAGUAGAACACUUUUUCCAUGUGUGUGUAAGAAAAAAAGCCUGGCACACUUGGGCUCACUCCCCUCCCUGCCGCCAACACUUUGGAAGGCGAGUCAGGAGAAGCUCAAAGGGGAGAUUCAGACUUUCAAUUUGUGUUUGUGAUGAACGAGAAGCUCUUCUUCGGCGGUGGCUUUGGUAAACUCAACACAACUCCGAUCUCCUUUGCUCCUUGGCCUCUCCAGCAAGCGGAAUGGCAGGCGGAGAUGCUUCGCUGCCUGAACCACCCGGCCUAGAAGAACCAAACUAAGACUGUCUUGAGACGUUGCACUAAACUUCGUAAAACUUUGGACGUGCUGUCCGUUUUUUUGCCUUUCAAUAUAAAACUUUAAAAACACUGGAAAUGACAUAGUGGGAUGCUUAGCUGCCGGAUGCGUCAGGAAUUUUUUCCCUCCAUAACCAAGGCAUCGCUAUGCAACACAAAGCAACUUUGGCCUUCUUGAAAGUGGCCCGAGAGGACAAACAGCUUUCUGAUGGAGCCUGUUUUUUCUGCUUCUUUGUUGGAGAAAAGAAGAAACAUCGUAUUGAUGAUUGACUCCUGACUCUGCCUCCAUUCUUUUAUUUUCAAGAACAUUCAAGUCUAUCUUUCAAGAAACUUAACUGCAAUGAUGAAGAAAAAAACGAAAGCGAUAGCUAUGGCAAAUCGAUAGGGGACAGACUAUUACUUGGUCCCUGAAGAUGGAGCGACCAAACGGCUCAAAGACUCGGAAAUCGAAGACGCUGCGCUCCCUCUCGCGCUCGCUCAUCCUCUGCAAUGGCAAGAGCAGUGACGAGGGGUCGAGCCCGGAGGAGAAAUGCCCCGACCCCUUUGAGGACCAGGACAACUGGGGUCAAGAGGAAGCAAGCCACUGCCCUCGCCUUGAAUUAGUGUGUACUUCGUCCAGCGAGGGUGGCUCUCCUGAUCCACUUAUGCUCACCAGCAUGAUGCAGCUGAGAGCCUCAGCCAGCGAUAGCUGCAAGAAUAUCAAGAGAAAGUUCUUCAUAAAGGAUAGUUGCAUUUGGAAACUCUGCGCUGCCACGGGAAAUGAUAACCUAGGAAUUCAAGUCUCUCGAAGUCCCAACUGUUCCACUUUUGGAAAAGAACUCACAGUGAACUACAUGAUCGACGGAGGAGCUGCCCAGAGGGGUGGCUGCGUGAGGUCUGGUGAUGAGCGUUUGACGGUUAAUGGGCAAUCUGUUAAAGAGCUCUCCAGAAAAGAGGCAGAAUCCAUCAUCCAAUCAGCAAAAGGACUGGUAAAUUUAGUAAUUCCUCACAAGGAAUCCUCAGUUUGCUCAAACAAAGAGCAACCCGUUAAACUGAACAGGCAAAAUGGCUCCGUUCUGCAGACCAAAGCCAAGUGCCAAAGGACUCGUAGUAAUUCAGCCAGCGUGAGUCCCUACUGGAUUGGAGAAAUCGAUGGUCCCAUGGCCAAAAAAUCAGCCUCCCGGUACAGACAGUCCCAUUCUCUUUACAGCAACAGGAAGUCACUCUCACAGCAGCUGGACAGUUCAACAGGAAGAGCUCCCCCCCUUUCCAGAGCUUCACGGUCCUUAAGUACAGUGCAGUUACUACACACAGCAUGCGGAUUGCAGGCUUCCUUCAUUACCAAUAUCGUUUUAAUGAAAGGCCAGGGGAAGGGCCUGGGCUUCAGCAUUGUAGGAGGUCAAGACAGCAUUUAUGGCCCCAUUGGGAUAUAUGUGAAGACCAUCUUUCCUCAGGGAGCCGCUGCUGCCGACGGAAGGCUGCAAGAAGGGGAUGAACUCCUGGAGCUGAAUGGAGAAUUGAUGUAUGGACUCACCCAUUAUGAAGCUCUGCAGAAAUUCAAGGCUAAGAAAGGUCUUCUCACGCUUACCGUCCGAACGAGCUUCAGUGCCCCACAUUUAUCAUCCCAGCUCUGCAGUUUACCAAGCACCGGAUUGUGCGUCGCCAAGGAGGACAUCUCCGUCGGUGGGAAAACGGCUCCAUUCCUGUUGGGUGCCCUUAACCCCAAUGACCGGAUCAUUGUGGAAGUUUUCUUAAAGAAAGAGGCUGGUGUGGGCCUAGGCAUUGGGUUGUGCAGUAUCCCUUAUUUCCAGUGUAUUUCGGGCAUUUUCAUCCAUGCCCUUUCUCCUGGCUCUGUGGCUCAUAUGGAUGGAAGUCUCAGGGUUGGAGACGAAAUCAUUGAAAUCAAUGAAGCGUCCAUUCAAAACAUGACCCUCAAUGAGGUCCAUGCCCUCCUAAGCCACUGCAGCCCUGGCUCCGUGCAGGUUAUCAUCAGCAGGCAUCCGGAUCCACAGGUCUCUGAUCAUCAGCUGAAGAUGGCUGUUUUGCAAGCUGUAGAAAACAACAAGUUAGAAAGAGAGCGGUACCAGUGGAGUACAGAAGGUGUCAAAAGUCUGGAGAACAGCUGGCAUAAGAAACCUCCCUGUGAAAAAUACUCUGAAAAGCAUGCCUUUCGUGGCAGUCAUCAUUCCCAAAAGAUUAUGAUCCGCUCCAGUAGUGACAGCAAUUGCAAGUCCAGGUCAUCUGGGGGAAAUGGUCUCACUGACCAGCUGAGUGAUUUGAAACCAAAAGGACAUAGUAUUGACAUACCAGUCAUCGGACAAUCCGGCUCAUUGUUUUCCUCUUCCAGAUCUAGUCUGGAGAAUGACUCGUCCCCACCAACACUUAAGGACGCAGCUCACCUCUCGCAAAAUAACACAAGGAAAUCAACAGAGAUCCUGGUUCGAAAACCUAGGUCAUCAAAACCCAAACCCCCACCAAGGAAGUAUUUCAAACAAGACAGUGCUGCCAAUGAGCAGAUUAGCAGAGAAGAGAAAGACAAGACCGGUCUACAAAGGGAUGAGAACCUGCCUUCUCCAAAUACCCAGGAAGUAGAAGACCUGCUGUGGCAAAGGAACAAAACUGUUGUAACGUGUGGUGCCUUUGCAAGUUCUUCAGUCCCAAGAGCUACAGAACGGUUAAACAUCGGAUCUGUAGACCAAGAGAAGAAAACUCACAAAGGAAAGACUGUCUCAACAGCCCAAAGGCCUGCACUCCAAAGACAGACAAAAAUAGACUACAGCCUUGGGCUUCCGACGGAAGACCCUUGGGUUAGAAUUUCUGACUGCAUCAAAAGCUUGUUUAAUCCCAGUAUGUCAGAAGAUGGACACGCCUUGGCCUUGCAUCCCACCAAUGACACAAAUGGAGACAAUCAAGUAUCCAGUUGCUCGGAAGUAUCUCUGCAAAGAACAAAUGUAGAUACAGUCAAUUCAGAAGAACUGAGGUCAUCAGAUGAAGGUGAUUUUGUGAAAAAGGGUCCACCAGUUGCACCUAAACCAGCUUGGUUUCGUCAAAGCCUAAAAGGCUUGAAGAAAGGAAAGUCAGACUUAACAACUCCCAGAAAUACAACUGACCUCCAUCAGAAUGUGUCUGACAAUGAGCUGGCUUCCCUUUCCAGGGCAAUUCGUGUCUCUCCUCGAGGGUCAUCAAUAAAGCAAAGGAUAAGCUCGUUCGAAAGUUUGGGCACUCCUCAGUCUCAAGAGAAAGGAAACCAAAAACUAAGCCCCAAACUUUCAGUUCAGAAAGAAGCGUCUCUUGGCAGAAAGGAAACAAAAUGUGCAACAGCGCAUUCCAACCAAAUUUCAGGCAGCAACAGUGGUCACUGUCAAGGUUCUGAAAGCACCACACUUGAGAAGUUCCCAGAGGCAAGCAAUAUGGAUUCGAGAGAGGAAUAUGCCUCUACUCUGAAGAUGAGCAAAAGCACCACCAAUGAAUGUCCUCUGGAUUUGUUUCCGCUACAAAACACAGAACAAAUUCAAAAAGUUUCACAAAUUCAAAAAGUGCCAAGCCAAAGAGCGCGCAGCUUUCCGCUUAGCUCGGCCCAGUCGUACGAGAUGUUGAAAACCAGUGGAGAAAAAGACAGCAAAAUCGAUUCCAUAAGCCACCACUUCUCGUCAGCUUUAAUGAAAUCGCUGCAUUCCUUUCCUCAGUUUUCACCGUGUCGUUGGAAAAACCUGCACGAAGGGUUCCCAAAGUCCGGCUCAGAAGAAAGUGCGUCGUCUCUCCUCCACACAAGUGCGGGUUAUUCUUCAGACACCGGCUUUUCUCUUAACCUCUCUGAGCUGAGGGAUUAUGGUGAGAGUUGGUCAGCUCAUGAAAAAGAAGUCGGUGAGCAAUGCUGCAGUUCGUUGCAAGCUUUGGGCUUCUCAGGACAGUCUGUCAUCUCCCUUCUUACUCCUGAAGAACUGGAAAAGCUGAUCGAGGAGGUGAAGUCUUUAGAUGAGGCUACAUUAAAGCAACUCAAUGAGAUCCAUGUUACUGUUCUUCACAAAGAAGAAGGUGCUGGCCUUGGGUUCAGCUUAGCUGGUGGAGUAGACCUAGAAAACAAAGACAUUACUGUACACAGAGUUUUCUCUAGCGGACUAGCAUCCCAGGAAGGAACUAUUCAGAAAGGAGAUGAAGUGUUGUCAAUCAAUGGGAAGUCUCUCAAAGGCUCCUCUCACAACCAAGCGCUGGAGAUCCUGCGAGACGCUCGCCAAGUAAAGCAGGCAGUUAUUGUUACAAGAAAGCCCAGAGAGAGGAAAAUAAGCCUCAAUACAUCUCUUGAAUCCUCUGUGUCAUCAGGAGGUGAAAAUUCAACAGACUAUACAUCUGAAGACCUGAUUUUCAUGGUGACCUUGGAGAAGACCUCUGCCGGUUUAGGGUUCAGCUUAGAAGGAGGGAAAGGCUCCAUCCAUGGAGAUAAACCAAUUGUAAUUAACCGGAUAUUUAAAGGAGCGGGAUCAGAACUCAGCCCUGCUGUUCAGCCUGGAGAUGAGUUGCUGCAAGUGGGCACCAGCCUCAUGCAAGGUCUCUCCCGGUUUGAAGCCUGGAACCUCAUCAAGACUUUGCCGAAUGGGCCGGUUGCUGCCGUCAUCAAGAGAAAAGGCUCCUCCUCCGGCACAAAAGCUGAAUCUCCCCACGGAGAGGAGUGAAAAUAAUAAUAACAAACUAAUUUGGAGAGGGAAAAAUGACUUGCUUUCUUUUCUAACAAAAUAGCUAAUUUUAUCAGAUGACCGUGAAUAUCUAUCUGCAAGCAAACUGGGCAAGAGACAUUAUUAUUAUCCUUUGAAUUCCAAAGAGCUUUAAGCAACUAUAAAAGGUAAAGGUUUCCCCUGACGUUAAGUCCAGUCAUGUCUGACUCUGGGGGUUGGUGCUCAUCUCCAUUUCUAAGCCGAAAAGCCGGCGUUGUCCGUAGACACCUCCAAGGUCAUGUGGCCGGCAUGACUGCAUGGAGCGCCGUUACCUUCCCGCCAGAGCGGUACCUAUUGAUCUACUCACAUUGGCAUGUUUUCGAACUGCUAGGUUGGCAGGAGCUGGAGCUAACAGCGGCCACUCCUGCCGCUCCCAGGGUUUGAACCUGGGACCUUUCGGUCUCCAGCUCAGUGCUUUAACACACUUCGCCACCAAUCCUGGAAUUGGAAGAGACCUCAUGGGCCAUUCAGUCCAACCCACUGCCAAGAAGCCUUCAAAGCACCCCCAACAGAUAGCCAUCCAGCCUUUAUUUAAAAGCCUCCAAAAAAGGAGCCUCCACCACAUAGAAUCAUAGAAUAGUAGAGUUGGAAGAGACCUCAUGGGCCAUCUAGCCCAACCCCCUACCAAGAAGCAGGAAAUCACAUUCAAAGCACCCCCGACAGAUGGCCAUCCAGCCUCUGCUUAAAAGCCUCCAAAGAAGGAGCCUCCACCACACUCUAGGGCAGAGAGUUCCACUGCUGAACAGCCCUCACAGUGAGGAAGUUCUUUCUCAUGUUCAGAUGGAAUCUCCUUUCCUGUAGUUUGAAGCCAUUGCUCCAUUGCGUCCUAGUCUGCAGGGCAGCAGAAAACAAGCCUGCUCCUUCCCCUCACAUAUUGAUCCAUGGCCCUCACCAUGUCUCCUCUCAGCCUUCUCUUCUGCAGACUAAACAUGCCCAGUUCUUUAAGCCGCUCCUCAUAGGGCUUGUUCUCCAGACCCUUGUUCAUUUUGGACACAUUCCAGCUUGUCAACAUCUCCCUAUUAGUAGCUUCAUGUGCAGGGGACCUUCCUCCCAGGUCUGACUGAAGUUUUUGUUCUAGAUAUGUGUUAUAGCUAUACUUUUGAUCAUUUUGCAAGAUUGUGUUCGUUGUGAUGGAGUAAUUUUAAAUCAGCGGUCUUAUAACGAAAA
Anolis carolinensis (green anole) is the source of this 6275-nucleotide messenger RNA. RefSeq names its product interleukin 16 (gene il16). Bases 834 to 5069 code for a protein of 1411 amino acids. The transcript has 22 exons. Gene Ontology annotation, molecular function: cytokine activity; CD4 receptor binding. Lineage: Eukaryota; Metazoa; Chordata; Lepidosauria; Squamata; Anolidae. Gene Ontology annotation, biological process: leukocyte chemotaxis; induction of positive chemotaxis. The record is from RefSeq and is a predicted model, not a curated record.